Messenger RNA from Tetrahymena thermophila SB210, 3474 nucleotides. RefSeq names its product ubiquitin carboxyl-terminal hydrolase. NCBI's taxonomy places the organism in Eukaryota, Ciliophora, Oligohymenophorea, Hymenostomatida, Tetrahymenidae. Gene Ontology annotation, molecular function: cysteine-type deubiquitinase activity. The transcript is spliced from 7 exons. The record is from RefSeq and is a predicted model, not a curated record. Gene Ontology annotation, biological process: protein deubiquitination.
AUGUCUCAUUAAGAAAAUUUCUAGGGCAUAGAAGAAGGAGUUUCAGCAGCUGCUCCUCAUUAGCACCAAAGCAGUGAGAAUUCUAUGGAAUAAGAAGAACAUAAGGAUAAUAUCGUUUUAGAUUAGGGAGCUGCAGCAGCUGGAGUUAUUAUAGAAGCUAACAAUAGCGGAGAUAUGGAAGAAGAAAACCAUAUUUUAGAAGAAGGUGAAUAAGCAGACACUGAAAACUAAAUUAUAAAUGAAGAAUUGAAUUUAGAAGAAAAAACCUAAGAAUAGGAAGCUGUCAAAGAACAAUUAGUAAACUAAGCGUUGAAAUUUAAAGAGUUAUGGGAAAAAUUCAAUUAAGAUUUUGAGUCCUCUCCUAGCAGCACUUACUUCGUUCUCUCAUCUCAUUGGCUCAGAUAUUGGAAGAAACACGUUAGCUACGAUAGAGUAAUUAAGGGUAAAGAACCUAUUUAUGAACAUUUCGCAAAGCAUGGAGACAAAUUAGAAAAUGCUAAUAAAGAUCUCAUUUAAACAACAGUUGAUUAAAGUAGUGAUUAAUAUUAUGAGUUUUCAGAGCUUAAUGAAGAUGGCUCUACUAUAAUUUUGAAGCCUUAGUUGUAAGAAAUUUAAGAUUACGCUAUAGUUGAUAAAGAUAUAGUCAAUCUUUUGUCAGAAAACUACUUAAAUUUUUAAGUUAUUCCUAGAAGAGCUUUCAAGCGUCCUGAUGGAAAAAAAGGCAUCGAAAUAUACUAUAGAAAGGUCAAUUUAAUUAUCUUGAACCAUAGUUUGUUGAAGGACAUAGAUGGAGGAAGAGCUAAAUCAUUCACAUGCAAAUAAAUUUAAUUGUUUUCAAAAGAAAACUAAGAAGAGCUUAAGCAUUUCCUAGUUCCAAUUAUUAAAAGACACUAAUACAAUUAAGCCUAUGGAUACCAAAAUUAACCUUAAAAUAUUAAUUUGCAAACAAUCAGACUUUGGAAGCUCAAAGAAAAUGACACUAUUGAAAAGGUAUUCUAGCAAUUAUUUGAAGCAACAAGAAGAUUUACAAGCUUUGAGUAUAAAUUGAAAUCUCCUAUCGUUUUUAUUGAAAGAAAUAACAACAACACUGUAGAAGAACUUAACAUAGAAGAGGAUUCUACCAUUUUUGUAGAAGUUUAACGUUAAAAUGGAUGGACACUUAAAUUAGAAGGUGAGCCUGAUGAAGACUAGUGUGAGUUCUGUAGAAACUAUAAAGUUCUAAAGUUUGAAUGCAAAUGUCAGAAGGUUAAGUAUUGCUCUGAUAGUUGUAAAUUUAAAGAUCAAGAGUACCACGCUAGAGUCUGUGAUAAGGCUGGAGAAGAUUCAGAAGAUGAAUAAGAAUAACCUUACAAAUUUGAAAACGAUUCUGUUCGUGGAUUAUGCGGCUUAUAGAAUCUUGGUAAUACAUGUUUUAUGAAUAGUGCACUUUAGUGUAUGAGCAAUACAAUCCCUUUGACUAUUUACUUUUUAAAGAAGAUUUACUUACAAGAAAUUAAUGAGUAAAAUGUACUUGGAACUCAAGGUAAAUUGGCUAAGUAAUAUGCAAAGUUUAUUAAAAAUUUGUGGACAGGUAAUUAAAGAACUUUCAGUCCUAUAGCUUUAAAGAUGGCAGUUGCUAGACUCUAAUCUAUGUUUUCUGGUUAUUAGCAGCAUGAUUCCUAAGAAUUUUUAUCUUACAUUUUGGACGGUUUGCAUGAAGAUUUAAAUAGAGUAAAAGUGAAAAAAUACACUGAAUCUAUCGAUUCGAAUGGAAGACCUGAUCAAGUUGUAGCUAAGGAAUCCUGGUUGAAUCAUUUAAAAAGAAACUAAAGUAUUAUUGUUGACUUAAUGCAAGGUUAAUUCAAGUCAAAAGUUACUUGCCCUGAUUGCUCUAAGGAAUCUAUAACCUUUGAUCCUUUCUUAACUUGCUCUUUACCUAUUCCUAAUAAGGAAAUAAAAGUAAUUAGCAUGUAUUUGAUAUUUGCAAAUAACAGGAAAACAGCAAUUGAAGUUAAAUACACCUACGAACCUGACCAAUCAAAAUAAUAAACAAUUAAAGAUCUGAAAGAGUACAUUUAAAAGACAUACUAAACUUCUUCAAACUUAAUUUUAUACUCUCUAACAUUUGACAGAGUUAAAGAUCAGUUUGAUGACGAAACUCCAUUAGAAAAUGUAAGAAAAACUUUUAAAGAACCUUAAAAGAAUGCUUUGAUGAUUGAAUACGAUGUGGAUAUCCAUGAUGAAAAUAAAAUGAAGGUAUUUUUCACUUUUACUAGGCUGAAAGAGGAAAUGUAUAUGGCAAGAAGACUAGUAAAGAGCAAUUUCACAUUUAUUAGACCAUUUAUCAUAGAAAAGAAAGCAAACAAGAAAGAUGUCCACUUAGCUCUUUUCGAAUAUUUAAAACCUAUUUUCCUCAGAAAUUCAAAACCAGAUUCAGAGUUUGCAAUUGAUGCUGAAAAAUUAAAAUUAGAUGAGCUUUAUGAAAAGUACAUCUUAAAUGUAGAAAACCCUCCUUACAGACUUUUAGUUGAAACUGAUGCUCAAGAUUAUAUUGAGAGACCUUGCACCUGGUGUAACUAAUAAAAAUGUAAGAACUGUCCUGUUCAAUACAAUGAUGAUGAAGAUCCUAUGGAAGAUUUCUCAAAAAGAUCAAAAUCUCAUUAUCACUCUUUUAGAUUUGAGUGCUUCGUUGAUUAAACCACGGAUUUUGGCAGAAUGAUAAACUCUUUACACUCACUUGAUCACAGUAGUUAAAAUAAUGACUCCAAUACUAGUGCUAGCCAUAAUUUAGAUGCUAAAACUAACAUUUAUGAUUGUUUAAAGCUAUUUGAGCAACCAGAAAGAUUAGGAGAAGAUAAUGAAUGGUAUUGUCCUGAAUGCAAAAAGCAUUAGAAGGCAUAAAAGUAAAUUGUUAUUUAUAGAGCUCCUGAUAUACUUAUCCUUCACCUUAAGAGAUUUAAAGGAUCUAGUGGUUUAUUUAAGAGUAAAUUAACAAAAGUAGUUGAUUUCCCUAUCCAAGGCCUUGAUAUGACCGAUUUUGUGAUAGAAAAAGAAACUCCAUAGUCAUAUUAUGAAUAGGAUGCAGAUUAUUUUAAAGAUAUUCACAUAAAUCCUCAAAAAGUAGAAUAAAAUCACAUAGAUGAAAGUUUUAAGUAGUCAUAACCUACACAAGAUGAAAUUGAUUAAGAAAAUAACAAAAAUCAUGAAACUAAUCACUCACCUUCAAACAACGAAGAAAUAAACAUUGAAGAAGAAUAAAAAAAUAAUGAUAGUAAAAUGGAAUAGGAGGGUGAUAAUAAAAAUGAUAAGAGAUUGUUUUAUGAUCUCUACGCUAUUACUAACCAUUAUGGUAGUUUAGGAUUUGGUCACUACACUGCAUAUGCAUAAAAUAAUAAUAGAUGGUUCUGCUUUGAUGACUCCUGUGUCAGGGAUGUUACUCCUGAUUAACUUGUGAGCGAAGCUUCCUACAUUCUUUUCUACAAAAGAAGAAAAUGA